Molecule: messenger RNA, 2127 nt
Organism: Dermacentor albipictus
Lineage: Eukaryota; Metazoa; Arthropoda; Arachnida; Ixodida; Ixodidae
Source: RefSeq, a predicted model, not a curated record
UUCCAGUGAGGCGUUUGGUUGGAGCACUGUUGCAAUGUUCGUGAUCUGCCUCGGGUUCCUCUGCAUAGCUGCUGUGUUAUCCUUCCUCUUAUCAGAUCUUGGCGCUGAUGACGACGAUGAUAACGUCGGCGGUGGUGGGGACGUUGCCAAGGGAGAUACCAAGGGCAAGAACAGCAGUCAUCUGGCGGUGCCGGUCAAGAUCAUUGUCCCAGAAGGCCCGCCUCCGCCCUCCACAUCCGUACCACCUGUGUCAGCACCGGGAGGCAUUCCUCCGGCACCAGAAAUAAUGCCUCGGGUGCCAGAAACCAUUCCUCCAAAACAGCGAACCACUUCGCCUGGUCUGCCGACAGCAACACCGCGAACUACGCAACCGCAGUCAUCUACAGGUGUGCCGCCGCCGGUGCUGACGUCGGGGAUAUCGAGUACUCGAGGAUACUCGAGGAUAUAUGACGUCGAGGAUAUCGGGGGUUCGACAAAUGGCACGAGCAGAAGUCCUACGAUGAGGAGUACUACGACCACCAAGACCAAGACUGCAAGGACCACGACGAGCACUACUACGACUACUACAACCAAGACGACGACUACCAGGACUACUACGGCCAGGACUACUGCGACCAGGACUACUACGACCAGGACUUCUGCGACUACCAUGACUACUACGACUACCACGACUAGUACGACCACCACGACUACUUCGACCACCACGACUACUUCGACUACCACGACUACGACUACCACGACUACGACUACCACGACUACGACUACCACGACUACGACUACUACGACUACGACUACCACGACCACGACUACAACUAUCCCAAUUAUGACCAUCCCGACCUUGCCGACCAUCGCGACCAACGCGACUAUCGCGACCUCCUUGCCAAACUUGAAGGAAAUUAUGUGCACCGUGGGUCACUCUGCCGUCACGACGAGCAUGUACCCACCCGAUGGCAUCUGCAAAUACCUGUUCUAUGUCGACGUUGUCAUCGUGGACAGGAAGAUAGUAGCCUCAUUAGAGCAGGCCAGCUGGGAGCUAUUCCAAGUGAAAACCAUGAAAUAUAAGAAGGUCAAUUCGGGCUUUGCUUUGGACUACAGGUACAUCACAGUGAAGCGGAUAUUUCGUGCACGGAACGACCUCCAUAGGCUGGCACUGAAAAAGAUACAGAGCUACGGCUUACUGAAUAUAAUCAGGAAGCCCAACGAACUUCGGCGAGUUCUGCAGUCCCUGAAGUCAGUUAUAGCAGCACUCAAGGGAAUCCAAGGCAGCGCUCCUGAAAAGAGGACCGUGAUUGCAUUUGGAUCGUACGACUACAGUGGUUCGGGAUUUAUGAAGCAGUACAAGAAUAUUUUUGCAGAGGUGGUCAAUACAUUCGAGGCCGACACAGUCAUCGCUAUCUCGUCGGUCGGAUCAAUGGAGAACGAGGCCAACUGCUACGCCGCACCACCAAAUGUCUUCACCUCACCAAUGAGGAGGUUCCCAAGCCUGGAGACCCAUUGGCCGCUCAUACGCUCCAACGCGACGUACACCAGAGCCAGAACGUUGGUCGGCGUGUCGUUCGAGAUGGGGACCAUGAUCUACGUCCUCGAACAGGACGCCCGCAACUUGAAUGGCAGCGCUUACGCCAAGUGCACCAGCGUCGGCAUGACGAGUCGGGACGCGAUUUGCGGUCCAAGAAAAUCUGUUAGCAAAGAGGAGCAGUUCCUGCAGGAACCGUAUGUUAUAUAUGGCACAUUCAUCACCGAAAGCACGAAGCGGCACGUCGCCUUUGCCGAGUAUUACACCAGCGCUCGAGAGAAGGUCACUCUGGCACUGCGGAAGCUCGGCUCCCUGCGUAGACGAGCGGCACUGAUGCUCUUCAACGUGCACCUUGGGGAUGUAAAGAAGAAGUGCGGGGCGGACGCUUUCACCCUGAUAAAAUGGAUCUGCCAGGACUUCAAAGGCGUUAGAAGAUGCAACUGAACCGGCACCGCUUUGACCUGCACCUGGACGUCACACCUGGAGGUUUUGUUGUAAAAUCGCAAGAGUUGCCUUUACAAUGUUUUAAUGUCUUUCUCCCUGUGUGUUCUGCAACACCAACACCAGAUACUGUGCUACUUAAUGGAAUUACAGACACGCCAGUAUGGAAA